ACUCUUAUCCAGAGGGAAGACGGUUAAGUUAUCAAAUCUAAAAAAAUCAGACUGCUGCGCCGACACAACGCGAGAAGAUAACACCCCAGUUCCAGGAAGAAGAAUAAUACAUAAAUUUUGUACCACUACAUAACACCCACGUUACGUAUACGGACGGAUUUAGGGUAUGGAUCAUAAACAAAGUAAUGAAAUGCUAUCAGUACCGUGCGAGCAGUGAAGCAGGACGGAUACAUUAUUGGAGUAGUGGGUGGUGUAUCUAAAUUAGAUAACAAGAGGAUUUGUACGUGUGUUACGGAUUUUGGUGGAGAAUUAACACUCCAAGUGAAAGUGGAGGCAAGUUGAGACUCGAGAAGGUAAUUAAUAGUGGUGUGGUUUAAUAAAAAAGUGAAAGUGGUGUGACACCGUCACAAUAAUCAAAUCAUGAUGAUGUACUCUGCCACAAGUUCUCCGCUCGACUUGCGACCCACAAUUAAUAACAAUAAUAAUAAUAAUACCAAUACAACAACCUCAGCAAAAAGUAUGCUGUCGAGUGAGAUACUAGAUUCCGAUUCGGAUGUAAAUGUCGACUCUGGGUCGGAGGAUGAUAUGAUGAUGAUGACGACGACGAGCAGUCGACCCCAUAAUCACAACCACCACCAUCAUCAUCAUCAAGACAGACGACAUGACGAAUGUGACGGGGAUGGGGCCGAUUUGAGAGAAAUGUUAGAAUUGGAGAGGGGUUUGGGAGGAGGAGGUCACGAGGUGACCCUUAAAGGUGAUGGAAGUGAGGGUGUAGGUGGCGAAGGGGGAAGUGGGAUGGCCACCUCGGGGGCAAAAGGGGGAAAGGGUUCGACACAUGCAAAGCCAGCCUAUUCGUACAUAGCUUUGAUCACGAUGAGUAUACUACAAAGUCCCCACAAGAAAUUGACACUUUCUGGCAUUUGCGAGUUUAUCAUCAACAGAUUCCCAUACUACAGAGAAAAGUUUCCAGCUUGGCAAAAUAGUAUUCGCCACAAUUUAAGUCUCAACGACUGUUUUAUAAAAAUUCCACGCGAACCUGGUAAUCCUGGGAAAGGAAAUUACUGGACAUUGGACCCCAUGGCGGAAGAUAUGUUUGACAAUGGGUCCUUCCUCCGCCGGCGGAAACGGUACAAACGUCCCAUGUCUCAUUUAAGUCAUCACCACCAUCAUCACCACCACUCUCCCCACCACCCCCACAACAUGCACCCUCACCACCCAAUGGCCGACUUCUUCACAGCCGCUGCACUAUUCCAUCAACAACAGCAGCAACAGCAACAACAACAAGGCGGAGGUGGAAAUAGCGGAAAUUUCCAACAUCCAGCUUUCUUUUCCGCCAAUCCUUCCCCCUUUUCGACAAAUCCUCCACCAUCGUCCCUCCUGGAGGUAAAUUUGUUCCCCUUUUUGCACCAAUUUCCCCCCACAUCAGCUUCUCGACCAGCCCUUUUCCCCUCACCGGACACCCUGAGAAGACUACUCCCACCAUUUCCGCUUCAAGUCUCACCCCCACCACAACCCCCACCGACGUCAUUAUCCUUACAGCAGCAGCAGCACGACCACAACACCCGAGACGACGUUAUCACCACGGUUAUCAGUGACGAGGAGCAGGAGGACGAAGAGGAUGAAAUCGAGAGGGAAAGUCGACGAAGAAAAAUAAGUUAUGAAACCAAUCUCAAGGCGGGUUUCUCCAUUGAGAGGCUUAUUGGAAAUUGUGGGAGUGGUGGAAAUAAUGAAUCUGCCACACGAAAUGGUAAGGAGAGGGAGAAAUUGUUGCGUAAUUUGACAACAAUUGGGGGCAGUGGGGGUGGUAACAGAGGGAAAAGGUCGAGUAGUAACCUUACAAAUAUUAACAAUUCCUCGUCAGCAUUUCUCCCCGUGGGCGAUGGGGGCUCGUGGAGGGAGUGAUAGCAAUAAGAAGAAGCAGUUUUAGUCAUAAUUGAUGAAAUGGUUAAUGAUAAUUAAUACUUGUUUAUUCGUCGUGACGCAUGUUAUUGUGAUACUUUUUAAUUAAUUAAUUAAUGUCCUUAAUUAAUUAAUUUAUCUCCAUAUUUUUUAUUCCAAUUACUUAUGUAUGUGUGUAUUGCGAAACAAUCGGAGGUGGAUCAGCGAAUGGAAUACUUUUAGUUUUACUUAUUGUGAAAUAUGUAUUCCCCAACUAAUAAUAAAUACUUUGUAGAUACUUAGAAAUGUUGUACAGAAGAAGAUAAGAGAACGAAAUAAAAAUGCAAUCAUGAAAUUAAA
Messenger RNA from Folsomia candida, 2238 nucleotides. Its product is annotated as forkhead box protein D1. Bases 421 to 1902 code for a protein of 493 amino acids. Gene Ontology annotation, molecular function: RNA polymerase II cis-regulatory region sequence-specific DNA binding; DNA-binding transcription factor activity, RNA polymerase II-specific. NCBI's taxonomy places the organism in Eukaryota, Metazoa, Arthropoda, Collembola, Entomobryomorpha, Isotomidae. The transcript is spliced from 6 exons. The record is from RefSeq and is a predicted model, not a curated record. Gene Ontology annotation, biological process: cell differentiation; anatomical structure morphogenesis; regulation of transcription by RNA polymerase II.